AUUACAGUAUCAGCUCUGUGUAUAUCACUGUCAGCGUGGACUGACCGUCCAACUAUAAUAAGAGAGAUUUCACAAACCAAUAGAUCAAGAAAUCUGUUACUGGCACCUUCGUGCUGGGUUCCAGCCACGGUGCCUCUCAGUAUUUAUUUACUUUAUUACUAUUUGGUCUUUCUUUCUAUAUUGUGGGCAGUAUUGACAUACGUAGGGUGUGAUGCAUUCAUAUUCAAUACUGCUCUACAUAUUUGUGGACAGUUUGAAAUACUCGAGGCCGAUAUUAAAAAAUUUAACGAUGGAGAUGAUUAUUCAAUGCAAAGAUGUAAAAUUAAAGAACACUCCAAGAGACAUAAUCAAUUAAUUGAGCGGGGGCAACACAUGGAUGCCUUAAUCAAUAUUAUUAUCCUGGCGCAACUUCUGAGCAAUAGUAUUGUCACUUGUGUCACAGGGGUUUUACUGCUUGUUAGUAUCGAAAGAGGUACUGUGGACCGUAUGGUAAUGAGCUACGCAGCAAGAUUUUCUGUCCGGUACAUGGAACUAUUCAUGUAUUGCUAUGUUGGUGAAAAAUUAUCGAGCCACGCUGACAAAUUGCGGAGGGCUCUCUAUGAUUGUUCAUGGUACAAUAUGUCAAAACAUACUGUUAAAGAUAUGAUAUUUAUGAUAAUGCGUAAUAAUUUCUCCUGUCGCUUGACAGGAGGUCACUUCUUCGUCAUGAAUCAUCAAAGUUUUGCAAAAAUUACCAGAAUUAUGUUUUCCUUUUUUUCCGUUCUCAGAUUCAUGCUGGAAUUAAACUGAUGAGAAUAUUUCUUUAAUGUAAUUCUUCUCGGUUAUUUUGAAAUUUCUUCAGUUUUUGAAACUGAAUAAAACGA
Diachasmimorpha longicaudata is the source of this 863-nucleotide messenger RNA. Its product is annotated as odorant receptor 22c-like. The record is from RefSeq and is a predicted model, not a curated record. Gene Ontology annotation, biological process: detection of chemical stimulus involved in sensory perception of smell; sensory perception of smell. The annotation marks the transcript as partial. The transcript has 2 exons. Gene Ontology annotation, molecular function: odorant binding; olfactory receptor activity. NCBI's taxonomy places the organism in Eukaryota, Metazoa, Arthropoda, Insecta, Hymenoptera, Braconidae. Gene Ontology annotation, cellular component: plasma membrane.